GCUGCAACAUCUAUAGCAGCCUUCAGAAUAAUAUCUCUGCUGCUGUUACUGCUGCUGUUACUGGAUCCUCCGGGGAACAGGCAGGAGGAGACGGAUCUGUUUCUGAGAACCAGCCGACACUUAACGCACACGUCUGUCUGCCUUUACGUUCCCUCCUCGCUGAAUAAUCUGAAGGAGGGUUCAGCUCGGACAAGGAAUAACGAACCCUGGAAGGAGGUGACAUGCCCUUCGCUGCUUGGCGCAGUCGGUGCGCUGAUCGCUGUCAGACGCGGGCGAGGUAGAAACCGGAAUGGUGCGUUUAAAUGCUUGUUCUUAACACAAGGGAAGCCUGUAGGGGUUUUUCGAUUAUAUUCAGCUGGACUUAACGCCCGAUCUCGGGGUGGGAGCAGCGGGAGAAUGCAGCACAGCGGGGGUUUGAGUGCAGGUGGAUGGCCAACCUGACGGUCCCGGCCGCCGCUUCCCUCCCGUUCAGCUGCAGCAGCUGCAGCAGGAACAGCCGCAGCUCUGGCUUCAUCCGGAGCCCUGAAAGCAACGAACCACACUGAACCAAAUCGGACACAUAAAACCAACGAGCCAUGCUUCCCGGGGUCGGAGUGUUCGGCACCAGCCUGACCACCAGGGUGAUCAUCCCGCUGCUGAAGAACGAGGGCUUCGCCGUGAAGGCGCUGUGGGGCCGGACGCAGGAGGAGGCGGAGGAGCUGGCCAAGGAGAUGAACGUACCCUUCUACACCAACCGGAUAGACGACGUGCUGCUGCACCAGGACGUGGACCUGGUCUGCAUCAACCUGCCGCCGCCUCUGACGCGGCAGAUCGCGGUCAAAACACUGGGUAUUGGCAAGAAUGUCAUCUGUGACAGGACCGCCACGCCUCUGGAUGCCUUUCGAAUGAUGUCAGCCGCCCAGUAUUACCCAAAGUUGUUGAGCAUUAUGGGAAAUGUGCUGCGUUUCUUGCCAGCAUUUGUCCGGAUGAAGGAGCUGUUGGAGGAAGGGUACAUUGGAGAACUUCUGGUCUGUGAGGCCCAGGUCCACAGUGGUAGCCUCCUGGGGAAGAAGUAUAACUGGAGCUGUGAUGAUCUGAUGGGAGGUGGAGGCCUUCAUUCAGUUGGCAGCUACAUCAUCGACCUGCUUACGUUUCUGACGGGCCAACGCGCGGCGAAGGUCCACGGCUUCCUCAAAACCUUCGUCAAACAGACAGACCACAUCCGGGGCAUCCGUCAGAUCACCAGCGACGACUUCUGCACCUUCCAGAUGGUCCUGGAGGGGGGCGCCUGCUGCACCGUUACGCUCAACUUUAAUGUCCCCGGAGAAUUUCGGCAGGAGGUGAUAGUCGUCGGAACGGUUGGGAGGUUGACGGUCACAGGGACGGACCUGUACGGGCAAAAGAAUAACGGUGGAGGGGUGAGCGGUGGCGGCCCUGAACUCCUGCUCAAGGACGCCACACCUCUUGAGAAGGCCUCGUUGCCGGAGAAAGCCUUCAGUGACAUUCCAUCACCUUACCUCAUAGGGACAAUCCGCAUGAUCCAGGCGGUGCGGGAGGCAUUUCAGGACCAGGACGACCGUCGGACGUGGGACGGGAGGCCCCUGACGAUGGCCGCCACUUUCGAGGACUGCCUAUACGCUCUUUGCGUGGUGGAUACAAUCAAGAAGUCCAACCAGUGUGGAGAGUGGCAGAACAUUGUAGUCAUGACCGAGGAACCGGAGAUCAGCCCGGCCUACUUGAUCAGCGAGGCCAUGCGUAGAAGUAGGAUGUCACUCUACUGUUAGCGUCCGCCUGCUUCACCACGAACACUGAAGGAACUGCAUUUAUUUAAAUUCAUCAGCGGUUUCUGUAUCGUUGCUGUUACAGAGGGUUUACACCAGGGUGUUAGGGUCUCUGCAUCCUCAAAAGUAGAGGAAAAUCAAUGGGAUUAAUAAUCAACAUUUAUUUAUAAGGAAGCUUUUUCAUUUGUUAAAUUUUUUUUGACUGCGAACUUGAGACCUUAUGGUGAGACACGUUUGCAAAUCCGACUGAUUCAUGCAACAUUAUGAUGUACAGCGGAGGCAUAUCAGGGAGUGAAACCAGUUGCUGGUUAGUCGGUUGAUCAAUAUGAUCCUUUGGCCGCAGGGCUUUGCUUGUAAUAUUUCCGUUUUACACACAGAUACUUUCCUAACCCCCUCCCCCCCAUAGCUCGCUGCUUGAUCAACUCUGCUUCUCUUCUCUAUGACUGGGUCUGGAAAGACAACACACCUCACACUGUGGGUCCGAACAAGGACAGCCAAGGAAGAACGAUAGUCUUUUCAAAUUGUGCCGCUCAGUUGUUGCCGUAAUCUGAAGUACUUACUGGUUCUACCAAGUGAAUGUUUUAAAACAAAUACAGUCUUCUUCUGUGCUUCUUCUGUGUGUGUGAAACAAGAUAUAAAAAAAAGAUUUUAAAAAAAUCAAUCAUUUGGCUGGUGGGGUUUUCAGAGGGAUUCAACCUCUGGUUAAUGUAUGCAAUAUGAACAGACUGCAGCAGAAAGCAUUUCUUUCAGCUUGAGAUAAAGGGUUGGAAUACACUAUGGCACAGGUGUAUAACUAACGGCACGUGGACCAAGAGUGGCCUGGCAGAGGGUCUAAUCUAAUCAACAGAAUGAAUUUGCGAAGUGCGCAAAUUACAUAGACCAAUUUUUUGAUAAAAAUAACUGGUAUUCCUAAUUUGUCCAGUGUUUUAAUAAAAGAAGUGGGUAAAACACAACACUGAGACCCAAGACUAAACAGCAGACAGCAAUGAGUCCAAAUUGCACUUAUUUUUUUAAUGUAACCAUUCUCCUAUUUACUACUUCUUCCCACUAAAAAAUGGAAAAAGUCUGGAGUAUCACUAAUUAUGGGUUAUUAUGCUGUUAUGAUACUGAUCCAGCCCACUUGAGAUCAAACUGGGCUGUAUGUGAUCCCCAAAUUAAAAUGACUUUGACACAUCUGCACUAUGGUAUGCCUUUAAGUGGUCCCAGUAGGCUGUACAUCAGCUUGUUAGUCCUAUAUGAGUAGAUGUUCUUGGCCAUGAGGUACUGUGACCCUUGGCAUGGCGUACAUAUCUGUACUGAGCCUUAAGCUAAAGCUAUGUGGAGGUUUCAUCCUCAUAUUGCGAUGCAAUGGUCAUCCUUGCUGCAAGCUCAUGUUUAAUAUACCCAGAUAUACAGUUAACACUGGAAAGCUAAAGCAUUUUAUAAUGCAGUGCUAUGAGGUGUUAUUCUGUAUUUAAUUAACAGCGCCAUUAGAAGACCAAAACCGACAGACCUAAUCUGCUUAUCAGUAUCUCAGUGACUACCGUUUCACUUAUUAAAAGAGCAGCAAUAAAUAUUUUUUAGUAAGCCAAAUAUGUGUCAACAAACCGUUCCCUUUCGCAUCGUCCAGCUCACAUGUUGCUGGUCUCAUUAAUAAUAAUAAUAACAAUCUUUAUUUUUACAGCACUUUUCAAAUCACAAAGUGCUUGCAACUGAAGAGAAAACCAGUAAAGGCUCUCCAAUAAAAGUAUUUUUUGUUUUAAGUAGCGAUUUAAUCACAGCUGACCUGAUUUCCUAAAGCAGAUCAUUCCACAGUUGAACGCCCUGUCACCUUGACUUUUCAGCCAGGCGCCUGGAACUGACCUCUGCCGAGGAUCUAAGGGUGUAGUGUGCAUGCCGGCCUGUGUGGUGCUAAAAGGUCAGCGAUGUAUCCCAGGUCCAUGGCCAUGAAGGGCUUUAAAAGUUAUUAAUGAGGUCUGAAGAGUGGGUGGAGAUCUGCUGAAAACAGAGUGAUAAGAUGCCUUUUCCUAGUUCUGGUUAAAAAGCCUGGCAGGUGAACCAACAAAACAUCUUCUAUGGUGAAAAAGCUCUGAUGAACUUCAUGCCUCCUGCCCAGGGCCAAACAGCAGCCAGAUGACAAACAUAGUGAUGCAUUUAGCAGCUGAAAAGACCGUUAGUAAAUAAAGGAAUUAACAUUUGCUAUGUGGCCAGAAAUAUGUCUGCUGGACGAGUAACUUUCCAACUUUUAUGCAAAAACAUGUUGCAAAUAUUUGUCAUAGAUAUUCUCAGCCAUCGACUGACACACCAUACUACAGAGUGCCGCCACGUGUAUUCUUAAAGGUAUCAGCUGCAGACCUGCAAACAGUAUAUCUAUAAAGAGAACCAGUGAAGAUGAACUGAAGAUUAAAAUCAGUCAUCACAGGCCAAGGAACAAACAUUCACCUACAAGCCAAAAGAUUGACUUUUUUCUGUUAAUUUUUUAAUGCAUCUCUAUCCUUCUGUGUGGUUUCAAGUUGUUAAGCUGAGCUGAAUCUAUUUAACGACUACUGAAAAAUGUACAUAUGAUAAUAUUACAAAACAACAAUGUUCGUCUACAGAAAUAAACAAGUACUGUAUGUAUUUUAUUUGUUAAAAAAAACAACAACAAGGAACAGGAACAUGUUUUCGAGGAGUGUUAAGGUAUUUAUUCUAUGUUCUUUGCCGUUAAAGUUUUGUGGACUGACCUGAGGUUGUGUUUGGGAGAUUGACAGCAGACUGAGGCCUUUGGAGCGUUCAGCUUCUUAGUUCCCCACUUAUCCAGUACUGACCAAAAUAAUCGUAAUUCAGAAAAGCUUUAUGUUUGCUCUUAAGAUGCGAAUUUGACUAACUCCUGUAUACUCCUCUAUCUGUCUGCCCCCUUUUACUGUUCAUUUGUGUCACGCCAACCCCUGCUGUGAUCAGAACUAUUUAGCACUGGCAAAUUGUAGGAAAACAGAAAAUCAAUGUCCGCUAAAAUAAAACCUCUGGUCCAACACUGAUAAGCUAUCUCUCUCUUUUAGAUAACUCUAGUUAAAUCAUUGCCCUUUGUGAGCCAAACGCCUUAUCUCAUCUGCAUAUAGACUUUCCCCCUUUCUCUUAGAUAAGAGAUCUCCAAAUAUAAACCUGUAAAGGAAAAUGCAGUCAGGACUUUAUCUUCUGUGUUUAGGUGUGCAUUGGAUUUUGGAAGAGAAAAAAAACUUGAAUCUCGGCCUGUCUUUAAGGCGCUGAGCAGACACUGGAUAAGACAAAGGAAAGAAACCGAAGGCUCCUGGAGUUUUCCCCCUUUCCCUCAUCGGCCACUUUAUUACCACCUGAUUUACAGCUUUGUGCUGGAGUGGCCUUGGCGCUGUAUUUGUCCCCACUGAGCGCAGUUUGGAGGUGAACGAGUUCCCUUUUAGAGCAUAACAUCAUGACCCGCUCCCUAAUAGGACUAAUGUGUGGUCCCUAAUGUGUAGGUCUCCCUUGUGCUUCCAAAACAGUUGUGACUUAUCAGAGAAUGGACAUGGGUCUUCUGAGGGUGUCCUGUGUGGAUCAUCCCACAGAUACUUGUUCAGUGAAUUUGGAGGCCAGGUCAACAUCUUGUGCUGUUCUUCAUGUUUCUGAGUUGUUAACAUGCACAUGAAUGUCAUGUCUUAAAGUUUACCAGCACAAGAAGGUCAAUGUUCUUUACUUCUCCUGUCAGUGGUUUUAAUGUAAUGGCUGAUUGGUGUACACGGUGAGAGACCAGAUAUUGCAUCUACCACACAUUAACAGCAGCAGGUGACUUUUACUCCCUUAAACUACUUUUUGUUUUUUCUUUUACUUUAAAACAAGUGCUAAACUUAUUGGUAACACUUCAUUUGCAGGUCUGCUGAGUCCUGAUUCCUUCCCAUAAACUUAUCUUGACUGUGACAUUUGGCGCUAAUGGCAGCUAAAGUGCAGGCCCUUGUCUUAAAGUGUUGUUUUUGUCGGUCCACUCAUUUAAGAACUGACGCAGAAGAAUAACAUAAAAAAAGGAAGAACAAAAAAAAAGGCGAUAAAACAUUCCACAAUGAUUAGGCAGUUGCACAAACUGUAAACAGGAACAACAGUGGCUCGACGGUCAAGAUGAUAGUGUCACUGAGCCCAGUUCAAAAUAAUAGAUUCAGCAGAUAUCUAUAUAUAAUAUAGACACAGUUUCAGUUACUAACAUCUGGCUGUAUUUUUCCACGUUUAGUCUACCUUAGAAGGUGGAAUUAAUUGGAGGUGCACCAAAUGCUGAAGUCAGGAAACUGGAUCUAUAAAAUUACGUCUUACCCAGUGACUGAAUUUGGAAAUUUUACAUAAAUAUAAAUGUGGCCACAGCACAAGUCCCUGCUGCACCAGUGCUUCCAUCAAGUUCCAUAGAGAAGGUUAUUUAGAAAGCACUUAAUUUGAUUUUUUCUCCAGAGAUAUUGUCACUUUUAUUGCUGAUUAAACUGCAGACAUUCAUCCACCUCCAAGGAUACUGAAGUGAAACUCACAUUUAAAUGUUUAAAGCUCCUGCAUUUAGGCUCAGAUUGUUUCUUUGCCCUGGACUGAGCAGGUUUUAGUGUCUGUGUCUAAGGAUCCAAACACAAUAGACCCAGUGUGAUAAAAUAAGCCUGGAUAUUUAGUGACCCAGGGUGAGAAAAACCCCAUAGUAACUCAUAAAAUUGGCUUAACCAGACCAAUGUGAGUUCUUUCAAGUAUUUAAAAAGUUGGAUUUGAUCUAACUCUGUGUUGCCGUGCUAGCUGGAAGUCCACGGAGACGCAAUCACACAGCUCAGCGGGCUCGUCCCCCAUCCUCCACCUCUGUGGUGCAAAUGUAUCGUUAGCGUCUGCAAACACAAGGCUCUUCAUCUCAGCCGGUGCAGAUGUUUGGCAAUAUGCUUAAUGGAGAAAAGAGGUCUUUUCAUGAGGCUCGCCUCAUCUGUGAAGACAUCUCAAUAGUGGCGAUGUGGGUGGAGGGGACAGAGUUCUCACAUCCCAACCCUUUGCUGCUUAUAAUGUGUGGAUCUCUGUGUGACAUCUGCAUCUGAAACACAUGAGGCGAUAUCUGGUUUCUGGAACAUUUAAUAUUUAAUGACAGGAAUUUUAAUAAGCUGUUACAGUUAGACUUUUUUUGUUUUUAUUUAGUCAGAAAAGUGCAGCAUGAUGUGCUCCAGUUCCACCUCUCUGCCCCCUGCCCGCCUUGUUUCCCUAUAGUGUAACUACAAAUUGCUCGUCUUUGCCUCGCCAGCAUUCACCAACUGCUCAGGAAAGGCCUUCGUUCACCGUGGCAGAGGGAGGAGGUCAGGGCAGCGGGGAAAAUAGUUCAUUUUGGAGAUGAGGGCGCUUCUUCUACCCUCGGAGACCGUUACUUAGCAACCGGAUGCCACGUUGCCAUGCUCGGCCUUGGAUUUUUUUUUUCUCCCUCUCUCUCACUCACACACACAGUAGCACACCACCCUCAAUCCUCUGUAGGUCUCCCUCUUUUCUCUAAGGAUGAACUCCCCAUGGGGGCGUUUUAAAAUCAGUAUUCAGAAAGAUUUUUAUUUGCUUUUCAUUUACGCAUUUUUCCACUGGGUGACUCUAGAGUUCAGUUUUUCUUUUUCCUUUCUAUCGUGAGUCAGGUACAAGCCUGGAGUACAAGCUCACUGGUGCUUCCAUAGACCUCCUCCCCUCCUCCGAAAUGAUUUCCUCUCCCCUUCCUUCUCCUGCCUUCACAUUCUUUAAGGAGUAACCGAGACAACACUGUUUAAUAGAAAGCAGUAGGAGACAGAUACAGGUGGUGACUGCCUUUCCCUUUCCUUGUCUGGUUGAUGAACGCUGACUCUCGCCUGCUCCACGUGUUCAAAUAGAAAAACAGAUAUCCUGAUAUUCUGAUGCUGUAUUGUGACUAUAUCCAAUAUUUAUUGUCAUGUAUGUAUAUCGUGGAUGCAUGGACCUCUGUACAUACUGUACCUUCCGCUCCCAUAUUUAUGGGUCUUACUCUAGAGAAUGUACUUACUGUAGGAAUAAUUUAUAUUUUCUAUCCGUUAAGGAUGAAACACAGUUUUUAGGAGGUCAGCUGGUGUCAUGGAAAUGAACCCCCCCUUUCUCCCUUGAGUUCUUGCGUGCUGUAAAUUAUGAUGGUGCACUCCAGUUAAUUGCCCCCGCCCCCAGGUUUUGUUUACCCUCUUAUCUGUUUGUCAGUGUCUGCACCCAGUGCUCGGCAUUGACCGACCGUGUGUGGAUAAGUGUAUGAGAGCGUGUGUGUGUCUCUGCAACAUGGUUUAUGGCUUCAGCACUUGUCUAAUGCUGCAGUUUCUAUGGAAUAAAAACAAACAUGUACAUCUA
Messenger RNA from Mugil cephalus (flathead mullet), 8054 nucleotides. It is a transcript of the gene gfod1, whose product is annotated as glucose-fructose oxidoreductase domain containing 1. The transcript is spliced from 3 exons. Bases 576 to 1763 code for a protein of 395 amino acids. Lineage: Eukaryota; Metazoa; Chordata; Actinopteri; Mugiliformes; Mugilidae. Gene Ontology annotation, molecular function: nucleotide binding. The record is from RefSeq and is a predicted model, not a curated record.